Molecule: messenger RNA, 2555 nt
Organism: Myotis davidii
Lineage: Eukaryota; Metazoa; Chordata; Mammalia; Chiroptera; Vespertilionidae
Gene: FAM217A
Product: family with sequence similarity 217 member A
Exons: 6
Coding region: 686-2260 (524 amino acids)
Source: RefSeq, a predicted model, not a curated record
CCCCUCCCCGCCCUGGGCAGCGACCUCCCUGCCCUCCUCCACCCAGCGCCGGGCACAGAGCCGGCGGCUGCACCCCCACGGGCCCAAACCUUGCCCGAACUGUGUUCCGUUUCUUCGGGAUGCACCUCCCCCUCCAGGAGGCAAUAAAAUGGAACCGAUUGGCACCAGACUGGCACUGCAGUGGCUUUACUUACGGUCUCGCACGCUCCUCUUGCACAGGAGUGGCCUGGGGCCAGGACAGUUUGCUGGGAAAGAGGGUUUGGUCCUGUGGGCCUUUCACUGCCUCUGAAACGGGCCUGUUUGGGGGCUGAUUCUGUUUCACAGGGAGCACCUGUGGGUGAUUAAUAGCAGCGUUCACCGCCCUGCUUUUUAAGUUCCAGAUAAUUCACCAUAUUUUUUUGUGAUUUGUAUUUUAUUUUCUUAUCUGAUAAUACCUCCUUUGUCAUCCCAGACCUUAAUUUCCUAAUCUUCUGUUAGAUCUUCCAAUUUGCUUUUGUCUAUACACCUCCCCGCUGCCCCCCGCCCUUUUUUGGUCUGGCUUGCCCCUUGUUUCCGGUUGAUUUUGUUACCCUCAUCCUACCCUCAUGGUCCCGUUCUUCUGCUUUCUAAAUAUGUUCUUACCCUCCUUUAGAUGGGGAGCCAAAGUUCAUGCUUUCUUUAAAUCAGUAUUGUGCCUUACCCAUAAAUGCUUUUGUUCCACAACCUGUAUAGGAUUUUAAGGACACAGAGGAGCAAAAUGGGGAGAAGAAAUGGUGAGAACUAUGGCACCAGCCUGCGUGUGUCAAACAUCUCUCAUGAGAAUUUAUCUCACUGGAAUUUGGAUUCAGAAGUACCUGUUCCUGAGAAUAAAAACCUCCCACCUGGAAGGGAUAGUGCAGCAGGUGGCAAAAUUAACAAGAACCAUUUGGAAAUUCCAGUAGAGCAACUGAUGCUAGAGCUUAAUUUGUCAGAGCAUGCUCACAAAAAAACACAGAAUAGUAAACAAAGAACAUUUCAGUUAUGGAGUUAUCCUCUUAAAGAAGGAAGUACCAUAGACAACAGGGAUUUCAAAAAACCUUCCAUGGAAAUUGGCUUUAAUACAAUCAACAAUCCCAUAAGGCUCUUCACUCUGAACCACUCAGUAACAAGUGCUCCAGCUGAUAAGCAAGUUGGUUCUUACUCUGAACUGCUGACACCAUUAGGUCUCUGCUGGCCCUAUGCUGAUGGAGACUUUUUUAAGGACAGAAAUGACUCUCUUAAUAAUUUAUGUUCAACUGUAGAAAACAACAAUGGUGAAACUUUAUCUGCUCCAACUUGGAAUUUGAAAUAUAGAAACAGCAGUGUAGAAGAAAAUUUAACAGAUGAAAGUGAUUUAUCAGAAAAUGAAAAAGCAAAUGAUACUUUACUCAGCUGUUUUAAAAAGAUGGACCUGAACUUAAAACCAGAAACAAUAGAAAAUGUUGAAGAAUCUUUCACAGAAGAACAAAGUGAAGUAUUUCCAUAUCCUGAUUUUCUCCCUCCUCCUUUCAGUACUCUGGACUUGCACAAAUUAGCCCUCUCAAAAUCUGAAAAUUGGAAAGCAACAAUGGAAUCUCCAGAAAGCUGUAUUGAACCUUUGAUAACUCGUUUAUUAGAAAUGGAACGAUUACAACAUACUACUAUACAAAAAGAGAGGCCAAGAUUACAAACUACCUUCUGUACUCCAGCAGUUACUGAACGACCCUUUUCCUCUAAAACUAUACCCAAAACAAGACAGCCAAAACUUUCUGACUCUGUAAGUCUUCAGACAACUUGUGUAGAUAAAACUAGAGAAAAAAGGAAAAAGAAUUCUGCUUCUUGCAAGCUUGAACAAAAUGCUUCACAAUGGAAUUGGAGCAAUGCUGGCAAAUAUAAAUGGAGUUCUAGACCACCAUCGCUAAAAAGUUCAUCCACAACAAAACAAUUGGCAGCAACUUAUGACGACUUUAAAAAUCCCCAAAGCUCCAUUUUAAAUCCAUGCCAAGAACUCUCAACCAAUGUUACUGCUGCCCAGUCAACUCAAUCACUGGUUAAAGUGGUCUCAACAAGACCCUGUCUGCCACCAAGGUCUCUAAUACCAGUUUCACCUAUACCUCUGUCUCUUUCUGAAAAUCAUAGGGAAGAAAUGAAGGCACCAAGGACCAAAAAGAAACUUUACCGAAAACAUAUAGCAUUGAACAGGCCAUUCUAUAUUCAGAAUCUAAAUUGUCUAUCACCUUCAUUUAGAGCUAAGGGUAAGUGCUCACCCAUUGAGCAAAAAUAACAUUUCCCCCCAUACGUCUCAAUAUGAGCAAAUCUUUCAAGAAGCCCGGCUAAAAUAUGGUUCAUCAUUUCGAGAUGCAGGUAUUAAACAUACACACACUACUUGAUGUGAUAUAGAGCAGAACCUGUGGAAAUCACCGCUGGGAUAGGUGACGUACCAACCCAAGGUGACGUAUUGGACAAUCUUUUGCAUGUUGUUUCAAAAUGUUCCGCUUAGUAAACUAUUCUACUCAAAAGAUUGUUCUUUUGUUGUGAUUGUUUCCCAGUAUAAGUCCAUCAAUAAAUUGCAUAAUUGA